AUGCCAUUCAAGCCUGUCGAGCAUCCAAAGUGCCCGAAAUGCGGCAAAAGUGUGUACGCUGCUGAGGAGAUGAGUGCCGGCGGAUACAAAUGGCACAAAUUCUGCUUCAAGUGCAACAUGUGCAACAAACUUCUCGACUCGUGUACUGUUGCUCCUCAUGAGGCCGAACUCUACUGCAAACAGUGUCACGGACGAAAAUUCGGACCAAAAGGAGUCGGAUUCGGAUUGGGAGCCGGAUGUUUGACCACGGACUCUGGAGAGAAGUUUGGCGGAUCCAAGCAGACCAACCGCCCAAUGACUGCCGAAGCUUUCACCGCACCGAUCAACCCUUCCCAUAGCUGA
Caenorhabditis briggsae is the source of this 342-nucleotide messenger RNA. RefSeq names its product Protein CBR-MLP-1 (gene Cbr-mlp-1). Gene Ontology annotation, molecular function: structural constituent of muscle; actinin binding. The transcript is spliced from 3 exons. Gene Ontology annotation, biological process: sarcomere organization; muscle tissue development. Gene Ontology annotation, cellular component: cytoplasm; Z disc; nucleus. NCBI's taxonomy places the organism in Eukaryota, Metazoa, Nematoda, Chromadorea, Rhabditida, Rhabditidae. The coding region runs from base 1 to 342 and encodes 113 amino acids. The record is from RefSeq and is a predicted model, not a curated record.